Molecule: messenger RNA, 870 nt
Organism: Trichomonas vaginalis G3
Lineage: Eukaryota; Parabasalia; Trichomonadida; Trichomonadidae
Product: glycine-rich protein family
Exons: 1
Coding region: 1-870 (289 amino acids)
Source: RefSeq, a predicted model, not a curated record
AUGGACCAAUUCCACGGAAAUACCGUUUGCAGAAAAGUAGCAAGCCGAGGUGGAGCUGGCGGCUAUAUAUCCGGCAACAUCAAAAUUUUCAAAGAAAUAACCGCGUAUGCGACAAUAGGCGGUAAAGGGAUAUAUGAUGAAAACCCUUUCCAUACCCACAAAGGUGGCUAUGGUGGCGGUGGUGAUGCUUUGAACUUACCAGGCUAUGGUUCAGGAAGCGGAGGUGGGCAAACCGCUGUCAAGUUUGUGUCAAAUGAUUUGUGGCACCGCGUGAUCGUGAGCGGCGGUGGAGGCGGCUCUGAUAAUUAUGCGGAUCACACCCAAAUGUAUACUGUUGACGAUGGCUCCGGAGGAUCUGGAGGCGGAUUUACUGCCCCUGGAGCAUGGAGAGAAGGAAAAUAUGACGCAUCGAAAUCAGCCAAUUCCACUUUUGGUUUCAGCUUUGGCUAUGGCGAAUCCUCUCGCCGUGAUGGAUCUUUGAACAAAGAAUAUGGAUACACAAAUCCUGCUUGUGAAUACGAAUGCUCAGGCGCUGGAAGUGGCUGGUUUGGAGGCUUCGCUUCUCAGGAUGGAAAUAGCGGUUCCGGAGGCGGAAGUUCUUGGGCUUUAACUAAAGAUGCAGUAAUUCCAUCCGGUCCAAUUACAGCCUAUGAUUCAUCUUAUAACCCAAUUCAAACGCGUUCCUAUGAAUUCAUUGACCAAAAUGAAUUUUUGUUUACUGAUGUCAAAUCUAUUUCGGGAAUCUGGGAAGGGAACGGAAAACUUUUGAUAACAAUCAUAAAUGCCAUGGUUGUCAUUUCAUGUGUCUCACGACGAAAUAAUUUUUAUGGAUUUUCACUUUUUCUUUUAUUUGAAAUUUCACCCACUUAA